Trypanosoma theileri is the source of this 2049-nucleotide messenger RNA. RefSeq names its product tuzin. The record is from RefSeq and is a predicted model, not a curated record. Bases 1 to 2049 code for a protein of 682 amino acids. NCBI's taxonomy places the organism in Eukaryota, Euglenozoa, Kinetoplastea, Trypanosomatida, Trypanosomatidae. The transcript has a single exon.
AUGCGGCAAUGCGUGCGAUUCAUGAUGCCAAUUGGCUCGGCAGCUGCUGGAAAAACUGCCAGUCAAGCAAUUUCUUCAGUAGCUUCUACAACAAAUGCAACAAAUUCAAUACCGACAUCGAUAGGAACAGCAACAAUUGUAAACACACAAGAUGCUACGGCGCAAAUGAGUCUGCAGGGUCUUAGUGUUGCUGCUUACUUUGAUAAUUCAGAAACUGCAAGUACAGAUAAACCUAUUGCUAUUGGUCAUAUAACUGCACAAAUAUCAGAAUCUGUAUAUGCUGUUUUCUUUAAAGAAAUUGCUCUUUCACCCGUUAUUGAAGUAGGAUCACGGGUGUACGUUACAUAUGGUCGGGAUUUUCCCAUUUCUCCCGAAACUGGUAGGCAAUCUGAAGGAGUUCCUUCACAAGCACAAGGUGUAGGGGCAGCUGUUAUAGAAAGAACGAGCGUAGAUAGCGCAGCCAAUCGUUCCGUCACACCAGUGAAUGGUAGUGUAAAGAAACCUUCAGAAACAACAACAACAACGGCAACGACGACGACGACAACAACUCCAACAGCUGCCGAUAGCUUUCCAAAUACCUCUCGUCCUUCACCUUCAUCUAGCCUUGGUACAAUAAUUGGAGGAUUAGUAGCAAAAGUAAAUGGGAAUGGAACUUUUGCUGUUUUAUUAGACAAUGACCGUUUUGAUCUUGCUGUUCCACGUGAGAUGAUUACUCUUUCUGAGGGUCGCUCAAAAUUUAUUUCAAAUGAAAAAUUUCAGGAAGUAUUAGAAUGGGUAAAAUCUGCUGGAGUAGAUCGACGAUCUGACCAAGAGAGUACUUCAUGUAUUCUCUUUCAUCGUGGAUGGCGAGCAGACAAGUUAUAUCUACUGGAGAGUGCAGAUGUUCACUGUCUCUCACAUCUCAACAAAUCUGUGCGUAUGAGUGUUCUUGAAAAAUCUGAAUGGGAACGUGAUCAACAUAGACAAAAACGUGAACAAAUAAAAGAACGCACAAAGGAGAAAGAAAUUAGGUAUGUUCUCAUUAAAUAUAGUGGUGUUUUUAGUGCCUGUGUUGCAGUAUUAGGUGUUAUGUCUGUCUUUGGUUGGAACUUUAAGAAUUACAAAAAGCAACAACGCUCCUAUCAAUUAGCACUUGCAGCAAAUACACUCUCACUUCAAGGUGGACGACAUCAUAUUAAGGGAUAUGUGCCACGAGAAACUGAAGAACAACGUGUACGUCAAACAUUAAGAGAACAGGACCUAUCUCAUCCACGUGUAAUUGUCUUUGCUGGUUUCUUUGGUUCUGGUAAGAGUAUUCUAAUACGUUCAGCCAUUCGAAAAGAAAAAAUGGCGGCUGUGUUUGUAGACAUUCGUGCUAAUGAGGAUCCCCUUCGUUCUAUUGUAAAAUCUUUAGGUGUGCAAAAUAUUGAUGCUUGUGGUGACUUGUUAGACUUCAUUGGAGAUGCCUCAGAACGUGCAAAAAAAGCUAUGCAUGGUGUAACACCUCUUUUAGUCUUAAAAUUACGUGAGGGUAGUUCACUUAUGCGCGUUUAUAAUGAAGUUGUAGCACUUGCCUGCGAUCGUAGACUUUGUCAUGUUGUCAUUGAAGUACCGAUUGAAUCUCUCACAAUAGCUAUGACAGCGUUACCACGCCUAGAUUUUCACCUGAUACCAAACUUUUCAGUAUCAGAAGCAUUCAGAUAUACUCAACAUACCAUUGAUCCACUAGAACUAACUAAUUUCAUCGAAAUUGUGGGUACAAAUAGCAAUGACCUUGAUGAAUUAUUCGCUGCAGUUCAGCACGGUCGUACAUCUGCCACUGCAUAUACCAACCAAAAGCUUGUCAAAGCCAUGAGACAAUUACAAGCAGCAUGGGCAAAAGAUCCUUCACUUAGAGAGGCUGUCAUAAACCUUGCGCAGUUUCCAUUCGAAACAGGGCAGCGUGAGGGAUGUGAUUACUCUAGCCUUCGCAAUGAAGCAUUGCGUGACAUUGUGAUGUACAACCCUAUAACAGAUGUCUGGAUGUUCCACCAAAAAGUGUUUCAUACAGCAGCUCGAUGUUGGCAAUAG